GAUUACUGUUCUGUCUAUCAAUUUGUCGUUGACUUUCUACCAACCAAUAAAAGUCUCAAUGCGACAGAAGUUCGAAGACAUUCAAACGUGCGGAACGUGUAAAUUGCAGGUGAAAAAAUGAAAAGCGGAAACGGAAAAACAAAUUCAAAAAUAAAAUUUUAAGCGUAAAUUGACAAAGAAUGCUGGAUAGCGAGAAUCAUCAAGUGUUAAUAAAAAGGAAAAAUAAGUGUGUAUUCCCGUGCCUUUACAUGUGCUGCCGACAACAAGUGGCAUGCUCGCACUGUAGCAGAUUCGCAGGGGGUAGCGAGCAAGUGACACCUAAAUUAAACAUCUACUGGAAACCUUAUGUUUUUGUGCAGAGCAGUGUCGGAAAUAAUAAAUAUAUUUUGUAUGGAUGCAUACGCAACGUUAAAUUUUGACCAAAAGUGCAAAAAAUUAAACAAAUAAACAUGUGGGUGUAAAGUUGAUGCUUUCAAAUGGAAAUACAUAAUAAAUAUAUGUAAAAAUGUGUGUGUGUAAAAAUUAAUCUACGAUAUGUCUCUUCUCAAAAAUUGUAUAAGUUUACAAAACCUUUGAAAGAGUUUUGUUUACAAACAAAUAUACAUAUUUACAAUAUAUACAUAUGUACGAGAAAUGAUCAUCACUCUGACUAUAUGCAUAAAAAUUCUUUGCGCCCUUCACAUUACAAAGUCCUAAAAGGAAAUGUGCUCUUAACACGACCGAAGGAAAAUGUGUUCGAAACUCUUGUCUACGCAGUGUUAUGCCGUCUUGUUGUUUUCCAUAUUAAUGACUGCCGUCGCCGCCGACGCCCUGCGGAUAACAACAUUCACAACAACAAGCAUAGACAUCGCUGCUGGCGCUCCUGCUAAGCGCUUCGCUCGGUCUGGCAGAAUAACAGGUAUUUCCGUCAAUUCUACAUUGCACGAAAAGGGCGAUAUUGUCCAAUUAUUAUUGAGUUGGGAGGACAACUUGCCAAAAGGGACUUCGUACAAUGUCAUUGUGACUGCCGCAAACUCAACGAAAUGUAGUGAGCCGCCUUGCAGUCUUUACGGUGCAAUUAAGGAAACCGAAGUGAUGAUUAUACCAGAAAACCCAAUGACGCAUGUGGAUCAAAAUGAGUGCGGUUUCGUUUUUGGUUGCGAUUACACGGUGCUGGUGGAAACAUCCAAUGCGAUGGUGUCAAAUCAAACAACAGUGGCAGUGCCUUACUGCAUAAAGGAUGUUUGCUCCUGCCGACAUGCUGAAGCACUACCCAAAGUCGUAUCAUCGGUCAACAUGCCAAAUAAUGAAACGAUAAUACUCAAUUGGUCUAUUCAAUAUGAAAAACCGCCAGAUCCUGUUAAGCACGAAACAACAAACAAUCCAUGGCAAUUAUACUUUGUUAUCAGCGAACAAACGAAUCCCUCACUAUCCUGGGGUGGUCGUCUCAUACCCAUCACCGAGCAUUUCUAUCCCAUUAAGAAUAUAACACAUCUCACUACGAAAGGCUAUAUGCAGGGAGCCUUUAAAGUGCACAUACCAAAACAGAAGCAAUUAGCCUCCAAUGCUGUGCUCAAAUUACGCUCAUAUAUCAUUGAUGAUAUACAUUGUAGCGGUCCGGAGCUGUUUACAAAUAUAACAGUUCCCAACUUUCUGAAAGCUGAAGAGGAAAUUGAGGUCACCGACUUUGAUUUGGGUAUUGCGUUAAUCGUGCUCAGUGCAUUCUUUCUCAGCAUUAUCAUAUUAUCGCUGGCAUUUUGUGUUUGGAAGCGAAAUAAAAUGGCUAAAUUUCAAGAGAGUGUCUUGCAAAAGGACGAACUCUGUCUAUCACCAUUUUCCACUGUGGUUGAAAUGCAGGACAACGUUAAUUAUGUCGAUAAAUAUGUGCAAGAAGCUCAAUCAAAAGGUUUGGCCGAUGUAUUCGAAAUACCCCAUAGUGCUAUACAAAUCGGUCCCGAAGUUGGGGAAGGCGCAUUCGGUCGAGUUUAUAAGGCCGUUGCUGUAAAUUUACGAAGGAUGCGUGGCAGAACAGUGGUUGCAGUGAAGCAAUUGAAGAAAAAUCCAACUUCAGAUGAAGUGGCUGAAUUUCUUGGUGAAAUCGAAAUGUUAAAAGGCGUCGGUAGGCACAAUAAUAUUGUAUGUUUUUACGGUUGUUGUACCAUACGUGCGCCAUAUUUGAUGAUCAUGGAGUUUGUGGGACGUGGGGAUUUGCUAACUUACCUACGUACUGUUCGUCAGAGUUCCACAAAAUUCAAACCGAAUGGCCACGUUCCGUACGCAAAUCAAGACCAAGAGAGCGAGCAAUCAAAACCGAAAGUAAAAUAUAUUGAAUUAAAGUUAUCCACACAAUCAGUGGAUAGUGAAUUUGAGACUGAACGUCAACCAAAGACGUCUGUUGCUGAAACCACCUAUACAAUAAUUGAGGACGAGGACUAUAAUGAGCCGUUCGAAUAUAUUUUAGAUCAUAAAGAAUUACACAAUUUCGCAUUACAAAUUGCGAAUGGGAUGCGAUUCUUGGAGGAGCAAGAGAUAACGCAUCGAGAUUUAGCUGCGCGUAAUGUUCUCAUUGACGAUCGUAAAACACUAAAAAUAUCAGAUUUUGGGCUCUCCCGUCAUGGUAUAUAUACCAAUACGAAAACUCGAAAGUUACCCCUGCGCUGGCUAUCCAUCGAAGCGAUACGCGAUAAUAUUUAUUCGAACAAAAGCGACGUCUGGGCUUACGGUGUCGUUCUGUGGGAGAUCGGCACUUUGGGCGCCUCACCAUAUCCAACCAUUAGCAAUCAUGAGCUUAUACCAUUUUUGCUAUCUGGAAAAAGACUGGAAAAACCUGACAUAUGUACAGAGCAGGUAUACGCUAUGAUGCUACAAUGUUGGGAUGAAGAUGCCGAAAAUCGUCCCACAUUUGCUGAACUCUACAAGGCGUUGAGUCCAAGUUCGGCUUAUGUUGAUAUUAACAGUCUCAGUGAUGAUUAUGUCUUUCCGCCGAUUUAGUUAAGAAUUUUAUUGUAUUAAUUUUAGACAAAAAUAUAUACAUUUGUAUUUGUGUAAGAAUUUUAUUUUGAAGAAAAUAGUAUUACAUACAUACAUACGUAUGUUCUUAAGUAUUGUUCUAGCUGUAGGUAGAUGAAUAAAAUGUCUAUUACGUAAGUUCGUAUCAAAUGCUUUUAUAAAGUGUGUUUGUUAUAUAAUAUGUUUAAUGUACAUACAUAUAUAUGUAUAUGUAGUUA
Molecule: messenger RNA, 3206 nt
Organism: Ceratitis capitata (Mediterranean fruit fly)
Lineage: Eukaryota; Metazoa; Arthropoda; Insecta; Diptera; Tephritidae
Product: fibroblast growth factor receptor 3
Exons: 18
Coding region: 730-2970 (746 amino acids)
Biological process (GO): protein phosphorylation; multicellular organism development; cell surface receptor protein tyrosine kinase signaling pathway
Cellular component (GO): signaling receptor complex
Molecular function (GO): ATP binding; transmembrane receptor protein tyrosine kinase activity
Source: RefSeq, a predicted model, not a curated record